Messenger RNA from Akanthomyces muscarius, 912 nucleotides. RefSeq lists its product as uncharacterized. The record is from RefSeq and is a predicted model, not a curated record. Bases 1 to 912 code for a protein of 303 amino acids. NCBI's taxonomy places the organism in Eukaryota, Fungi, Ascomycota, Sordariomycetes, Hypocreales, Cordycipitaceae. The transcript is spliced from 2 exons.
AUGGGCUGCGAUAACGCGCAAAACACUAUCACUUCUUGCAGAUCCAUUAUUAGAGCUGGCAAGCGUCGAUUAAUGUUUUGUGACGCCCUCGCGCGAACCAAUAACAACACCUCGCAAGCAAAAAAAUCGCAUGAUUCCAACGCAACUAUUGAGGAAACCCUCGACAUUGAAAACUCCAGGCGGACACUAGGACUCUUUUUCCUAGAUGUCAUACCGGAUUCUAUUUGCGAAGAAGGGAGAUGUCUCCGGAAAGAAGACUUCGAUGCAAGCAUCAAGGCAAUUCAUUCUACAAACGCACUUGACUGGCUAUUAGCUUCACCGAUAGUCGACCAAUUGGCAAACCUAUUGCUCGAUUAUCAACAUAAUCUACUUUGGGCUCCACAACGUCAGCAUGAGCAAGUCUCCACGCCACCUUCUCAACCAAACUGGGAGGCAUCGACAGAUGAGGGAAUGGAACAGCACGCUGCGUCCAACAUAAUGAGUCUGCUUAGGGCAGCCCAAAUGACACAGCCACCGGAAGACAGCACAGACUCCACCCAAUGGGGCCAGGGAACUAUGCCUCGCGGUGUCAGCAUUAAUGAGAGACAGUUCGACAAUCGCCAAUCCCUUGGGACUGAAUCUCAGCCAGUUUCGAAUUACCGCAUGAACGUCAACCACUUGUUGUGGUUUCACGGAGCUACCGAUGUCGCUGGGGAAACAAACAAUCACCAGAUGCAGCCUGGUUCCUUCACGGACACCAUGAACCCCAUGGAAGCCCAAAGCGCAAAUAUUGUUGGGGAAAUGAACAAUUACCGGAUGCAACCCGGUCUGUUCAAUUUGAAUACCUCGUGUCAACAUGAUCCCGUGUCUACCGAAACCCCCAACUACCACCUGAAUGCCAACGAGUUCAUCUGGUACAGUUCAGAGCGAUGA